Molecule: messenger RNA, 2571 nt
Organism: Anolis sagrei ordinatus
Lineage: Eukaryota; Metazoa; Chordata; Lepidosauria; Squamata; Anolidae
Gene: TTC13
Product: tetratricopeptide repeat domain 13
Molecular function (GO): protein binding
Source: RefSeq, a predicted model, not a curated record
UCAGUGCGCAUGCGCGUUGGGAAGAUGGCACCUGCAGCCGGCUCCGGGCGCCGCCGGCCAAGCUCUUGGGUGUUCUUGUGGGUCGUGGCGGCCACGGCGGGCCGGGUGGCCUUGGCCCUGACGGAGCGGUACCCUCCGCUCUCUCAGCUCCUGGCCGCCGAGUGGGGAGGGAGGAGGCACGCCGGGGAAGGAGGAGGAGCAGGAGGAGGAUGUGACUCCUCUUUUUUGCGCUUCCAUGAGCCAGACUGCGAUCUACACGGAUCUCUGUCCUGUGAAUCCCUUCUUUCUCUCAAUACUGAAAAACUUUUGAGUCAAGCGAAAUCACUUGCAGAACAAAAAAGAUUUCCAUUUGCUACUGAUGAUGACAGUACAAAUGAAGAAUUAGCUAUCGCCUAUGUGUUAAUCAGCAGUGGCCUUUAUGAUGAAGCAAUACAGCAGUUCUCAACAAUGCUCCAGGAACAACCGGAGCUUGUUAGUGCAAUUUAUGGACGAGGGAUAGCAUAUGGAAGGAAAGGGCUGCAUGAUAGAAAAAAUGCAGAACUAGCAUUGUUUGAGCUAAGCAGAGUAAUUAGUCUGGCUCCAGAUCACCCUGAAGUGUUUGAACAGCGAGCAGAGAUAUUGUCCCCUCUGGGUCGGAUUGGUGAAGCACUGGCUGACCUCACUAAAGCUAUUCAGCUAAAGCCAUCAGCACGACUUUACCGGCAUAGAGGUACUCUUUACUUCAUAUCUGAGGACUAUACAACAGCUCAGGAAGAUUUUCAGAACUCACUUGAAUUGAACAGAAACCAGCCUAUAGCCAUGCUCUACAAAGGUUUAACAUUUUUUCACAGAGGGCUUCUAAAGGAGGCUAUUGAGUCAUUCAAAGAAGCCCUGAAGCAGAAAGCAGAUUUUGUAGAUGCAUAUAAAAGUCUGGGGCAGGCCUAUCGAGAGCUCGGUAACUUUGAAGCUGCUACAGAAAACUUCCAGAAGGCAUUGAUGCUAAAUCAGAACCAUGUUCAGACCAUACAGCUUGGGGGAAUGAUGCUUUAUCAUCAUGGAAGCCCAGAUGAAGCUCUUAAGAACUUUAAGAGAUGUCUGCAACUUGAGCCAUAUAAUGAAGUGUGUCAGUAUAUGAAAGGCCUCAGUCAUGUUGCUAUGGGGCAGUUUUAUGAAGGAAUCAAAGCUCAAACUAAGGCUAUGCUAAAUGACCCUUUGCCUGGUCAGAAAGCUAGUACAGAAUACUUAAAAGUAAAAUACCUCCGAGAGUAUUCUCGCUAUUUGCAUGCACACCUUGAUACCCCACUUACAGAAUACAAUAUAGACAUGGAUCUUCCUGGAAAGUUUAAGGAUCACUGGGCAAAAAAUCUUCCAUUUCUUAUAGAAGAUUAUGAAGAACAGCCAGGACUGCAACCUCAUAUAAAGGAUGUGGUGCUUCAGAAAUUUGAAAACUAUAAACCUGAAAUGCAAGAGAUGAUCUGUAUAGCUGAUCACCUGGGGUCGCUAACACAAUAUGAGAUGCCUGGAUUUCUUCCAAACAAGAGAAUACAUAGAGCAAUGGGUCUGGCUGUGCUAGAAGUAAUGCAAGCUCUACAGCGAACAUGGGUGAACUCAAAAGUACGGAUGAAUGGGAAAACCAGGCUGAUGCAGUGGAGAGACAUGUUUGACAUUGCUGUGAAAUGGAGAAGGAUAGCUGACCCAGAUCAGCCAGUACUAUGGUUAGACCAAAUGCCAGCUCAAAGUCGUAGCAGAGGCUUUAAUAAUCACAUCAAUCUAAUCAGGGGGCAGGUGAUUAACAUGAGAUACACUGAAUAUUUUGCAAAGAUGCUUCAUUUUGUCAAAGAAAGAAUCCUUGUUUAUCACAGUGCAAAUAACCACAAAGAACUGUUGGAAGUUCGAGAAGCACUGGAACAAGUUCAUAAAGUGGAAGAUCUUCUCCCCAUCAUGAAGCAGCUUAGCAGCAAAACAAGAGAUGGAUUCACUGUCAACACCAAAGUCCCAAGCCUCAAAGAUCCAGGAAAAGAAUAUGACGGAUUUACUAUUACCAUAACAGGAGAUAAGAUUGGGAACAUUUUGUUUUCAGUUGAAACACAGACAACAGAGGAAAGAACACAAAAAUAUCAUGCAGAAAUUGAUGCUCUUUAUAAAGACUUAACUGCCAAAGGGAAAAUACUUGUGUCAUCUACAGAACCUGGAGCAGAGGAAUCUGAUGCUGUGUGCAGUCUAAUCCUCUCACUUGCAUACUACUUCUAUAAUUUAAUGCCUCUGUCCAGGGGAUCAAGUGUAGUGGCUUAUUCAGUCAUUAUGGGGGCACUGAUGGCAAGUGGAAAAGAAGUUUCUGGAAAAAUUCCCAAAGGAAAGCUGGUGGAUUUUGAAGCCAUGAUUGCACCUGGUUCAGAGGCCUUCAGUAAAGUCGCAAAAGAUUGGCUGAAUCUAAAAAGCAUUUCACUUUCCUACAAGAGUCUUCCACUGAUAUCAGAAUCCUUUCCAACGUUACGAACCAUGAUUGAAGUGCUAAGUACAGAUUCAUCUCAUUGCCUGAAAAGGCUUUAGUUGCUAUGUGACUUCUUACAAUAAAGAGCAGUGAUCCCUUCA